This is a messenger RNA of Ilex paraguariensis (yerba mate), 2060 nucleotides long. The record is from the annotation of a GenBank genome assembly. Lineage: Eukaryota; Viridiplantae; Streptophyta; Magnoliopsida; Aquifoliales; Aquifoliaceae.
AUGAGCAACCUCAAGCCAACAUCUAUGGCUUCCUGGCAUCUUUUCGUUCCUUUCUUCCUCCUCCUUUUGUCAACAACUCGAUUCAUGAAGGCUUUUGCUUCAGACUUUUAUAACCAAUCAAUAUCUAUGUACCCAUUCAGUUGCUCUGAUCGCAUCAAAACAUGUAAUUCUAUACUCUACCAAAGCGAUGGUCUCCAAAUGGAGCAGAUCGUCAAUUUUUAUGCUGUCAACAAUACACAAAUCCAGCCAAUUAGCCAUGCCAACAAGGCAGACUACCUUAUAACUGUACCAUGUUCUUGCAAAAAUGUGAAUGGCACUGUUGGAUACUUCUAUGAUACAGUCUACACACUGAAACAAAACGACACAUUUGUCGGUGUUUCUAAUCAGACUUACAGUGGGCAAGCUUGGAAAGUUGGAGGAGAAGAACGAUCUUAUAUUGCAGGAGAAGAAGUACCCAUUCAUCUUUUGUGUGGGUGUGUAGAAGGGGACUCCCAAAUUGUGGUAACAUAUACAGUUCAAGAGCAUGAUACAUUGUCAGAUAUUGCUACUCUCUUAUCUUGUCAAAUCAAUAAUAUUGAGAGCUUGAGCAAAAUUCUGGCUGGCAAUCCAGGGUAUAUAGAUGUGGGUUGGGUUUUGUUUGUCCCCAUGCCAAAGAAUAGAAUUCCAGCCCCCCAAAAGAAAGGGAAGGGGCACAAGUGGUUGAUUGUUGUUGGCAUAUUAUCAGCUAUAACGUUAUUCUCAAUUUGCACAUUGACCAUAAUCUUUCUAAGGAGGUACAAAACCAGAAAAGGCAAUGACAAAGAUCCGAAAGCUGUAUCCAAAAACUUGAGUGCUAAGAAAUCAUUUUCCUUGCAGAACCAAUACCUGCAUAAAGAAGACAUCAGUGGUUUUGAAUCAGAAAGACCGGUAGUAUACAGUCUUGAGGAGAUUGAGGAGGCAACAAUUAACUUUGACGAGACAAGAAAAAUUGGAGAGGGUGGAUAUGGGAGUGUAUAUUUUGGGGUAAUAGGAAAGCAGGAGGUUGCAGUAAAGAAGAUGAGGUCCAACAAGUCAAAGGAAUUUUUGGCAGAGCUCAAGGUGGAGCUGUUGGGGUAUGCCAGUGGAGACGACCACCUCUACUUAGUUUAUGAGUAUAUUUCUAAUGGAUCUCUCAAUGAGCAUCUUCAUGACCCUUUACUGAAAGGUCACCAGCCUCUCUCUUGGACAGCAAGAACACAGAUUGCAUUGGAUGCUGCAAAGGGCAUUGAAUACAUUCACGAUCACACAAAAUCCCGAUACGUGCACCGGGAUAUAAAGACAAGUAACAUCCUACUUGACGAAGGGCUCAGAGCAAAGGUUGCAGAUUUUGGAUUGGCAAAGCUUGUUGGACGAACCAAUGAAGAUGAUUUCAUAGCAACUCGCCUGGUUGGAACACCAGGAUAUCUUCCUCCCGAGUCUGUGAAAGAGCUGCAGGUGACCACUAAAACUGAUGUUUUUGCAUUUGGAGUAGUUCUGUCAGAGCUCAUAACUGGUCAACGUGCACUCAUCCGUGACAACCGCGAGCCCAACAAGAUGAAAUCUCUCAUCACAGUUGUUACCAACAUAUUUCAAAGUGAAGAUCCAGAGGCUGCAUUGGAAGCCAUUAUAGAUGGUAAUCUGAGGGGUAGCUACCCCAUGGAGGAUGUGUACAGGAUGGCAGAACUUGCCGAGUGGUGUCUAAGUGAAGAGGCAGUCAAUAGACCAGAGAUGAGAGAGGUUGUUGUGGCACUGUCUCAAAUCAUGGUGUCCUCAGUCCAAUGGGACGCAUCACUUGCAGGAAAUAGUCAAGUUUUUAGUGGACUAUUGAAUGGACGAUGAAGACUUUGGGCUCCAUUUGGUUGUAUUUUUUUUGAAGUACUUGUUCUUUUAAGCAAAAGGAGCAACAAAUAGUGCCUCUGUUUUUUGUGAUUGAAGAUGUUAUUUUGUGCUCGUCUUCGUUCAAUUUUACAUAGUUGAAAACUCUUACUUUUUUCCUAUGUAUUUCAUGCUCCAAACUAUGUAUUUAAUGUUUAGACAACGGUUGGCCCGGAUGGUUGUGAGGG